GUGAAGUUAAUGUUACUGCAGGGCCCGUGGAAUAGUAAACGUUGUCGAAUUAAAAAGCCAUUAUUUCAGACCGAAGUCUCCAUCCAGCACCCACGCGGGAGCAAAGGACAGUCCGAGCCAAGCUCCCUUGCCAUCCACUCCUUGGCGAAGUCCUGGAGGGGGCGAGCCUCGCGAGCGGGAGGGAGGAGUGGGGGCGAGGACUCUGUGCCAGCGCCACAUCCUCUGCCAAAGGCUUCUCAAGCUCAGCAGUGUCCCAGGACUGUGCCCACCUUCCGUUUCCCCUCCCCGAGUCCCUUCUCCUGGUUCAGGCUGGACCGCCGGACUGCUUUGGGGACCAAUGAGGUGGCAGCGGCUGACGCGUGGAUCCCGGAGUUCCCUCGGGCAUCUUCAGUCCGCUGGUGGGUGAGCUGGUGGCAGGAUGAUCUGGGAUGGCUUCAGUUACGUCUGGCAGUUACCGUGCUGUUAGCCAGGUUAACAGGUGACCAGGACAUGUACCUCCCAUUCUUGAGCAGAUGAGACUGGGCUUCUUUACAUGACAAGCACUGUACCAAGAGCAGCAAAAAAGCAAGGCUUUUAUAAGUAUUUGACUUUACUCAAAAUGUGCAAAGAGGAAUAAUGGAAGCGCCCGAAUACCUUGAUUUGGAUGAGAUUGACUUCAGUGAUGAUAUAUCCUACUCAGUCACGUCGCUGAAGACCAUCCCAGAACUGUGCCGAAGAUGUGAUUCGCAGAGCGAAGACAGAUCAGUUUCUAGCUCGAGCUGGAAUUGCAACGUGUCGGCUCUCAUGACAAACACGCAAAAGCCCACAGGAAUCGCGGAUGUGUACAGUAAGUUCCGUCCUGUGAAGCGAGUUUCCCCGCUGAAACAUCAGCCAGAGACUCUGGAGAACAAUGAAAGCGAUGACCAGAAGAACCAGAAGGUGGAGUACCAGAAAGGGGGUGAUUCCGACCCAGGCCCCCAACCCGAGGAGCUCAGCCCUGGAGAUGGAGACAGUGGUCCCCAAAGUAAGAGCACCGAGCCCAGCACCUUGCUGGGGGAGCUGGAGCAUUAUGACCUUGACAUGGAUGAGAUUCUGGAUGUGCCUUACAUUAAAUCCAGUCAACAGCUUGCCUCUUUCACCAAGGUGACUCCAGAGAAGAGAAUUUUAGGUUUGUGCACCACCAUCAAUGGCCUUUCUGGCAAAGCCUGCUCCCCCGGAAGUGCUGAGAGCUCACCAGCCAACAUGACACCGUUCUGUGUUCUUUCGCCCGUGAAAAGCCCUCACUUGAGAAAAGCGUCCUCGGCCGUUCACGAGCAGCAAAAGCUCUCCGGGGAAGAGUCUGAGAGCUCACCGCCUCUGGUGAAGUGUGGCUCUGCAUAUGAGCCCGAGACCCAGACUAAGGACUUCCUCAUCAAGACCUUUAAUGAUCCUCCGAGUCGAAAACGCGAGAAGGCAACGCCAGACGGCCAGCUCAGGGCCUUCCAUCCUCAGCCUGCAGCCACAGAACCCAAACUAGAAGAGCCGAUCGGGGGCGUGAACUGGACCAGCACCCAAGGCCCAGAAGAAAGGAGUGAGUACCUGAAAAAAGUGAAAAGCAUCUUGAACAUCGUUAAGGAAGGACAGAUAUCUCUCCUGCCACACCUCGCUGCCGACAACCUAGACAAAAUUCACGACGAAAAUGGCAACAAUCUCUUACAUGUGGCUGCAUCGCAGGGACACGCUGAAUGUCUGCAGCACCUCACCUCUUUGAUGGGAGAAGAUUGCCUCAGUGAGCGGAACAUAGAGAAGUUGACUCCAGCGGGCCUGGCCAUCAAGAAUGGUCAGUUGGAGUGUGUCCGUUGGAUGGUGAGUGAAACCGAAGCCAUCGCAGAGCUGAGUUGUUCUAAGGAUUUCCCAAGCCUUAUUCAUUAUGCGGGUUGCUUUGGCCAGGAAAAAAUUCUUCUUUGGCUUCUCCAGUUUAUGCAAGAACAGGGCAUAUCCCUGGAUGAAGUGGACCAAGAUGGCAACAGUGCCGUCCACGUAGCCUCCCAGCACGGCUUUCUCGGGUGCAUCCAGACAUUGGUGGAAUACGGAGCAAACGUUACCAUGCAGAACCAUGCGGGGGAAAAGCCGUCCCAGAGCGCCGAGCACCACGGGCACACGCUGUGCUCCCGGUACCUGGUGGUGGUGGAGACCUGCAUGUCGCUGGCCUCCCAGGUGGUGAAGCUAACCAAGCAGCUGAAGGAACAGACAAUGGAACGCGUCACAUUGCAGAACCAGCUCCAGCAACUUCUGGAAGCCCAGAAAUCAGAGUCACUCCUUUCUUCACCCAGUUCACCGUCCUCCCCAGCUUCCAGGAGGUCCCAGUGGAAAUCUCCAGAUGCAGAUGAUGAGUCUGUAGCCAAAAGCAAACCUGGAGUCCAAGAGGGGCUUCAGGUUCUUGGAAGCCUGUCAGCAUCCAGCCGGGCCAGGGCCAAAGCAAAAGACGAAGAUUCUGACAAAAUCCUACGCCAGUUACUGGGAAAAGAUAUCUCAGAGAACGUCUGCACCCAGGAAAAGCUGUCCUUGGAAUUCCAGGAUGCUCAGGCUUCCUCUAGAAACUCCAAGAAGAUCCCUGCGGAGAAGAGGGAACUGAAGUUAGCUCGGCUGAGGCAGCUGAUGCAGCGGUCCCUGAGUGAGUCCGACACGGAUUCCAACACCUCUGAGGACCCCAAGAGCACACCUGUGAGGAAGGCCGACAGGCCCCGGCCGCAGCCCAUCGUGGGAAGCGUGGAGAGUGUGGACAGCGCAGAAAGCUUACAUCUGAUGAUAAAGAAACACACCGUGGCAUCAGGACGUAGGUUUCCUUUUGGCAUCAAGGCCUCCAAAUCUCUGGAUGGCCAUAGCCCAUCCCCCACCUCAGAGAGCAGCGAACCUGACUUGGAAUCCCAGUGUCCUGGCUCAGGGACCAUUCCCCCAAGCCAGCCCUCUGGAGACCCCGCUCAGCCCAGCCCUGACAGCACUGCUGCCCAGAAAGUGGCCAUGAGCCCCAAGAGUGCCCUCAAGUCUCCAUCUUCCAAGCGCCGGACCUCCCAGAACUUGAAACUCAGAGUUACCUUUGAGGAGCCUGUGGUGCAGAUGGAGCAAACUAGCCCUGAGCUAAAUGGGGAGAAGGACAAAGAUAAAGGCAGGCCCCUCCAGAGGGCCUCCACAAGUAGUGAAUCGGGGGACCAACUGAAAAGGCCUUUUGGAACCUUCCGGUCUAUCAUGGAGACACUCAGCGGCAACCAGAACAAUAAUAAUAACUACCAGGCAGCCAACCAGCUGAAGACGUCCACACUGCCCUUAACCUCACUUGGAAGGAAGACAACAGACACCAAGGGAAAUCCCGUGAGCUCUGCUAGCAAAGGAAAGAAUAAGGCGGAGAUGUAUGGCAGCUGCAUCACCCUUUCUUCUAACUUGCUGACCGAAGAGCCUCUGCGUAACCAUGCACGGCAUAAUGACAUCAAUAGAAAAAUGAAGAAAUCCUACAGCAUAAAGCACAAUGCUGAGCCAGAGUCAAAAGAACUCUUCUUGUAAAUCACUUUUUUCUUAUCUCUCAUUGCCGCCCUUUGGACACCAUUGAAAAUUUCUGGACUAUCCACUGUGGAAAUAGAAUCAUGAAAACCAAUGCCUCACCAGCAGAAUAACAAUAUCAGGAUGCCUUAAAUUUAUAAUAGUAGGCUAUAUAAUACACAUUUUUGGGUGAUAUUUGUAUAUAUAACUUGUUUCUAAAGAGAUGACGUUUAAAAGCAUGAUUGGGCCAAUGUAUGUUUUUUAAGAUUGGAUUGGUUCAGCUUACCCACACAAUGUCCACCUAAAGCCACUGGCACCAUCUUGUCUUUCAUCAGUUGCAUGAGUGUUUGCUAAUGUUGAUUGAACUUUCCUUUCCCGGUAAAAUGGGCAGUUUGGGCUCAGCUCCUCAGUGAGACCAGGUCAGUGGUAUUGUUUUCUGUCAAGAGUGUUUUUUCUGUCAUUUCUACUUUUUGUAUAAAGGAAAUAAAACAAUGUUAACAGCA
Leptonychotes weddellii (Weddell seal) is the source of this 3995-nucleotide messenger RNA. The record is from RefSeq and is a predicted model, not a curated record. NCBI's taxonomy places the organism in Eukaryota, Metazoa, Chordata, Mammalia, Carnivora, Phocidae.